CACGACGGCCCGGCCGUGCCGUGUGCGGCGAGCCUAUCUGGUGUGUGUGUCUCCGCUAGGCUAGUUAGUGGCCAUUGGUCCAGCCCUGUUUCUGCCAGAAUGUGUUGGCGUUCUUGAUGAACCCUGAACGGUCGGCACGCCACUCCUCCUGAAUGUUUUAUGUAUGGCACCACACACACACACACACACACAGAGAGAGAGAGAGAGAGGAAAAGUUGGACACAGACGAGUGUGAGUCCGGUAAUACUACUCACAAGUUCUUUGGCUGCGACGGUGAGGUAGAGUUUGCCCUCGUGGAUCUCCCACUUGGCGGGGUCGGUCAACACAUACUCUGCACACACACACACACACACACGUGUCAACACAUACACAAGCGUGGGUGAGUCGAUCUAUAUGUCGGUGUGUAGGGUAGCGUACCUCCGAAAGCCAUGGCGAAGGCACACCAAGCGCCGUACUUGGGCAGGUACGCCUCUGUAGGCACACACACACACAGCGCACAGACACAAAUGAAGAGGCUUGCUGAGGUAAGCAUGUGUAGGCACCCACCAGGGUUUGCGUCGAACAUCUGUUUGUUCUCCUUGUUCUCGAAAGCAACCUGACGGAUGUCAUGGGGCCACACACACACGUCUGUGUGUGUGUGUGUCUGUGUGUGUGUGUGUGGGUGGGUCUCGCUGUGUGUGGUAUGUUGCCUUAAAGAGUCCCUUGUAGUCGCUCUCGAGUGUCUCGUCGCCCUUCUUGCCCGUCACAGGCUGCACACACACACAGACACACACACACAGACAGGUGUCCAGGCAUUGAUUACGCAGCUCGGUGGGGUGGGUACCUUAGCGUCUUUCUCGAGCUUAAAGUAUGCUACGGGGUCGGCACCUUAAGCAAAUGGAAUUAUAAAAAAGAAAUUGAAAAAUGGGAAGAAAUGUAAACGAAAGAUUUCAUAGUAAAGACGCUUUAGAAAGAUCCUCCCCUUCUACCACUCAAAAGAUAACCACCUGUACACAUACACACACACAGGGAGAGAGAAUCUCCCUCUCUCUCGCUCUGUGUGUGUGUGUGUGUGUGUGUGUCUGUGUGUGCAUACCAGGUGCGUAGAAGGUCACUGACUCGCCGAUGACCGCGCCGUCGACGUCCACCGGCACAAUGGGGCCGGUGCCUGCAUACACACACACACACACAUAUUCCCACACGAGUAAAUCUCCCUCUGUCUCCUCUGUCUGUCUAUCUGUCUGCGUGUGUGUGGUGGCUACUUCCGGUGAAUGAGUACGGCAGCACGACGCCCAGCACGAUGGCCGCGGCGAUCAGCACCGCAGCUGCAGUCACGGCUAUGAUCAAGUUCCUGCACCCAUCACACACACACACCCGAACAAAGGAAUACACACACGUGUCUGUGAGUAGGUCUCUCUCACUCUCUCUGUGCUGCUUACAUUUUGGACUUCUUGCAAGUGGGGCCGCAGGAGGGUUUGCACUGGAGGGAGGAAUUUGAUGAAGCCUCACGGUCAGACGCGGGCGACGUCAGGGGCACCACUGAUCGAUGGACGAAUGGAUGGCACGCAAACCGAGAGACAGUGUGUCCAUCCAUCCAUCCACCUCUGAAUGCAUACCGACCGAUGUGUUCGUGCGGAGACGGCAGCGACUUGACAGUGAUGCCAUUGCAGUUCUCGCAGGACACCACAGCCGGACCUGUGGUGACAACCGUGUGCUGCUGCGCAUUGACACCCCCGCUGCAGCUCGUGUUGUUGACACCGCCGGCACUCUGGUGCGUGUGGUAGCCCGCACAGGUGCACGGCACCACACGCCUACACACACACACACAUCGCACAAAGGCACUCACGAAUGCACCACCAGACAGACAGACAGACCAUCACACCUGUUGCAGCAUCUGCAGACAGGGUUGGUGCAUGGGCAGUAGACGUCGUGUGUGUGGUGCUGCUGCUGCUGCACGUGGUACAGCUGCUGGGGAAUGGGCGGCGGAUUCGGGUUUGUGCCAGCAUUGAACCUGCACACAAUCAGAGAGAAACACACACAUGGAUUGCACGGCCUGAGUGGAUCUCUCCCUCUCUGUGCGUGUGUGUGGAAGGGGGGAGGGAGACGUACUGCAGUGUCUUGACUUGCUUCUUGAGGUUCUCGAUCUCCAGCAUCUGCUGACCCAAACCUGAAGCACACACGCCACACAUGACACACACACACACAGACAGACAGACAGACAGACAGAGGUACGCCUGAGUGAAUGUGCGUGCGUGUGCGUACCUCCGAACCCUCCGUGGUUGAGAGUGUACUGGUGCAGCAGCGCCGACGGAUCGUCACACUUGCCUACACACACACAUACAUCCACACACGCCCAUCCGACCACACAUCCAUGUGUGUCUUCGAGCUGCACAUUCGUCCAGCCACCCAGCCAUGUAUCCAGGCAUACCGUUGGCAGUGCUGCCGUUGUGUUUGUAGCUGCCGGUGGUGUCCUUGCCGUCGUGGCCCUGACCGUUGUUCGUCCCGCCCUGCAUCCUCGCCGCAUACGACACCUUCACACACCACAGACAGACAAACAAAACAAGCUGAUGGACUCCCGUGUUCGUGUCGUCUUGUGUGUGGUUUACCUCAGCUUCGGGUUCGUCGGUGGAGACCUGCUGCACCUGCUGCUGAAGGUCCAACGCAGCCGGGGGCAAACCUGACGAAGGACCAAAAUAUAUCAUGGAUGGAUGGAGGGAUAGACAAAACCAAACACAUGCAUGCUUGGGUUGUGCAUGGCUGCCUGCCAUUGUUACUCAGCUCAGCUCACCCCUCGACGGGUGGGAGUGGGACACAUGGGUCGGCAAACUCCUCGCACCAGUCUGUUUGAUACGCACAUACAACCCACACACGACACGACAGUACACGAUAACACACGCACACACACUCACACCCAUCGAUGGCACUCCACCUCACCUGUGAGCCGGCGAUGCUUUCCUCGAAGAAGACGGGCAGGUGUGCGCGGGGGGACGGCUUCAGCUCGGGCGACUCCAGUAUCAGACGCAGCGACUCAGCCAAACCCAGCCGCUGCUCCGCAUCGCGUGCACCUAACUCGCGACUGGCUCCCUCACUGAUACACACAUAGACACACACAGACACAGACACAAACACAAAUACAGACACAGACACAAACACAUGCACGCUAGCCCAUCCAUCUCUGUCUGUCGGUCGGUCGGUCUGUCUAUGCAUUCCACUCACUUGUCGACAGUGCAGCAGACCCCACAGACCGGCCCAGCAGCGGGCCUGACUGUUUCCUGCAUGACCACACUGCUGCCGGCCUCGCCGCGAUGCGCCGGCCAACUCGACCCAUUCGGCGAAGAGCUGUAACCAUCUGCAACACCCAACACGCAGAGACAGACAGACACCCACCCUGGCUUGUCCCACCUCUCCAUCUCUGUCUGUCUGCCUGUCUUCCGCCCAUCCCACGCACCUGAAGUAUGUCCAUUGCCGCUGGCCUCUCUGUGCACCGGCAGCUGAAGGGGCUCGUGCAUGACCUCAGAGGUGCUCUCUGUCGCGACGCACAACCCGCAUAGGUGGCUCAUGAUGCCAACGUCACCCGGCUGGAGUCGUCUUCCAGGCAAAAAAAGUGAUCGGCUGACACAGGCGGUUGGAUCGGGGGGCGGCACGGAGAGAUCUGCCCUUGGCGGUUAAUGCCUUCUCAAAG
Molecule: messenger RNA, 3661 nt
Organism: Vitrella brassicaformis
Lineage: Eukaryota; Vitrellaceae
Source: the annotation of a GenBank genome assembly